AUGUCAUUUGCCCCGCCUCCUGGGCCUCCUCCACCCUCAGUGCCCGAGGGAUGGAAAGCACAGUAUGACGAGAGAUAUCAUGCAUGGUUCUUCAUCGACCUCGCAACAGGAAAAUCACAAUGGGAACAACCCGAAGGUCCCCCGCAGCGCAAUCAUGGCGAACCACCGGUGCACUCACCCCCACCAUCAUACAAUACCGGUGCAAGUGACCCAGCUGCACUGGCAGCCGCAGGGGACAAAAAGCAAAUGGGAUCCAACAACCCAUACAACCCAGGCAAUGCGCAUAGCGCCAGCCCCAAUACAAUGGAUGAAGACGCACGUCUGGCCGCCAAGCUCCAGGCCGAGGAAGACGCCCGCGCACACCGAGGAACCCCAUCCGGCGGGGACCGUGGCGCCUCAGACGACUACUACAAUAAUGCGCAACAAUCUGGACCAAGCUAUGCAGCAGGUCCUUCGCAGAGUCCAUUGCCAGAACGAGAAGAGAAGCGCAGCAAAGGCGGCUUCCUCAGUAAGCUGAUGGGCAAGAGUUCAUCCAAACCUCGACCACAACAGCAGUACGCAUCAUAUGCGCAGCAAGGUCCCCCGCCUGGUGCGUACUAUGGUGGUGGCGGCCAUCCACCACAGCCUGGCCCCCAGCUUGGCUAUGGACACCCCGGCCCUGGAUAUGGAGGUGGAUAUGGAGGUGGAUACCCGCAACAGGGCGGAUACUACCAGCAACCGCCUCGCAGGCAAGGUGGUGGUGGCAUGGGAACCGCGGGAGCAGCUGCGCUCGGUGUUGGAGGUGGAUUGCUUGGUGGUAUGCUCAUUGCCGAUGCCAUUGAAGAUCACCAUGAUGAUGAUUACGGCAAUAAUGAUUACGGCGGCGGUGACGAUUAUGGCGGUGGUGGUGAUGACUUCGGCGGCGGUGACUUCUAA
Molecule: messenger RNA, 915 nt
Organism: Penicillium brevicompactum
Lineage: Eukaryota; Fungi; Ascomycota; Eurotiomycetes; Eurotiales; Aspergillaceae
Product: WW domain-containing protein
Exons: 2
Coding region: 1-915 (304 amino acids)
Molecular function (GO): protein binding
Source: RefSeq, a predicted model, not a curated record